Messenger RNA from Brassica rapa (field mustard), 1706 nucleotides. RefSeq names its product probable fucosyltransferase 8. Gene Ontology annotation, molecular function: galactoside 2-alpha-L-fucosyltransferase activity. Gene Ontology annotation, cellular component: Golgi apparatus; membrane. The record is from RefSeq and is a predicted model, not a curated record. Lineage: Eukaryota; Viridiplantae; Streptophyta; Magnoliopsida; Brassicales; Brassicaceae. Gene Ontology annotation, biological process: cell wall biogenesis; xyloglucan biosynthetic process.
AGAGAAAACAUCACCUCUUUACAAGAAUGAAGUCCACCAGAACAUUCAUCACUUGCUUUGUAGUCUGCUCCAUGCUUCUACUUGCAUUUUCUAACAUCUUCAGUCGCCAUCCCUCGGACCUUGAUCCACCUAAUGUUACUACCACCGGUAAUCAUGAAAAUCCAAGGGAUACACUCCAAGGAGGGCUUCUUGCUAAAUCAUUUGAUCAAAAAUCUUGUCUAAGUAGGUACCAGUCUUCGUUAUAUCGGAAACCUUCACCAUACAAGCCUUCUAUAGCCCUCAUCUCCAAGCUUAGAAGCUACGAGAAGCUUCACAAGCGUUGCGCUCCAGGCACAGAAUCUUACAAGAGGGCAACAGAGAACCUCCACAAACUUUCACACGGCUCCGGUGAGCAAUGCCAAUACAUUGUGUGGGUUCCAUUGUCUGGACUCGGAAACAGAAUACUCUCUCUGGUCUCCGUCUUUCUCUAUGCUCUCUUGACGGAGAGAGUCAUCCUUGUCGACCAACGGAACGAUAUAAACGAUCUCUUCUGCGAGCCGUUUCCGGAUGCUUCCUGGUUACUCCCUCUCGAGUUUCCAUUGACAAAUCAGAUAGACAGGUUUAACUGGCGGUCACCACGUUCUUUCGGUAACAUGUUGAAGCAUCAUCGUUUGAUUAAUAACUCCUCAAUAAAAAGCUUCCAAACAUCAUAUCUUUACCUCCACCUUGUUCACAACUACGGGGAGUACGACCAGAUGUUUUUCUGCCAAGGAGAUCAAUCGCUGAUCCGCAAAGUCCCUUGGCUGAUCGUUAAAUCAGACAACUACUUCGUCCCGUCUCUAUGGUCUCUCCCUAGCUUCCAGUCUGAGCUAACCAAGCUGUUCCCAAAGAAAGACACCGUCUUCCACCAUUUAGGACGGUACCUUAUCCACCCGACAAACCAAGUUUGGGGUUUGGUCACCAGAUUCUACAAUGCUUACUUGUCAAGAGCAGACGAGAGGCUCGGGAUUCAGAUACGGGUUUUCCAUCACGCAGGGUUUCUCCAGCUCGUACUCGACCAGGUCGUAUCAUGCACACAAAGAGAGAAACUAUUACCCGAAGCACAAGAAGAAGAAGUCAAUAUAUCGAAAAAAACCACCCCGAAACUUAGAGCGGUGCUAGUCACGUCUCUGAACCCAGAGUACUCUAACAACCUGAAGAGAGUGUACUGGGAGCGCGUGAGUUCCACAGGAGACGUGAUCGUCGGAGUUUAUCAGGCAAGCCAAGAAAUGCACCAGCAAAGAAACAAGAAGCUUCACAACCAAAAGGCCCUCGCGGAGAUGUAUCUACUUAGCUUGGCUGAUAACAUUGUCACGAGCGCGUGGUCUACGUUUGGAUACGUUGCUCAGGGUCUAGGAGGAAUGAAGCCGUGGAUACUGUACAAGCCAGAGAACUACACGGUUCCUGAUCCACCAUGCGGUCGUGCCACGUCGAUGGAGCCUUGUUUCCAUUCUCCUCCGUUGUAUGGUUGUGAAGCCGACACAGGAGGAACUGAUGAUUCCCUUAAAAUAGCUUCGCCUUUCGUUAGGCGUUGUGAAGAUCGCGUUUCUGGGAUUAAGCUAUUUGAUCACCCACAAGAGUUAUAGACUUAAAUGAGUUUUUUUUUUUAAUAUAUAUUUAUAUAGUUUCCUUUCUUCCAUUAACUAAAGUGUAAAAGCGAAAACAUUACUCUUUAACCUUUUGAAAUC